Messenger RNA from Micropterus salmoides (largemouth bass), 1766 nucleotides. RefSeq names its product transformer 2 alpha homolog (gene tra2a). Gene Ontology annotation, cellular component: spliceosomal complex. The record is from RefSeq and is a predicted model, not a curated record. Gene Ontology annotation, molecular function: RNA binding. The coding region runs from base 156 to 1058 and encodes 300 amino acids. NCBI's taxonomy places the organism in Eukaryota, Metazoa, Chordata, Actinopteri, Centrarchiformes, Centrarchidae. Gene Ontology annotation, biological process: positive regulation of mRNA splicing, via spliceosome. The transcript is spliced from 9 exons.
ACGGGACGUGACGUCGGAUUCUGCAGCACAUAAACAUACCACCCAACUCAUGCGCCAUCUUGUAGCUAGGAACCGACCAGAAUAAAACAUUGUUUAAAACCUCAGUGCAGUUUAAUUUCUAUCGAAAUACUGCGUUGUAUUAUAUAUACUGAGAAAUGAGUGACAUUGAAGAUGGAAAUUACGGAGGACGGGGGUCACGCUCCCCAUCUAAAUCGGAUCGUGGAAGUCCAGCUCGGGUCAAGUCAGAGAGCAGGUCCGGCUCCCCGAGCCCAUCCCGGGCCUCCAAGCGCUCUGAGUCCAGAUCCCGCUCUCGGUCAAAAUCUAGGUCUCGCUCAAGGCGGCACUCAAACCGCCGCUAUAGCCGUUCACGCUCUCGGUCCUAUUCCCACCGGAAGAAGUCCCGCUCUCGUUCGUACAGCCCCGAGUACCGCCGCAGGAGGAGCCAGAGCACUUCCCCUAUGUCAAACCGGCGGCGUCACACCGGCAGCAGGAGCCAUGACUUCACUAAAGAAGCAUGCAGUCAUGGCGGUGAUGCUGAUGUUAGGGCAAACCCUGACCCCAGCACAUGUUUGGGAGUGUUUGGCCUGAGCCUGUACACCACAGAGCGUGACCUGAGGGAGGUGUUUUCACGCUAUGGUCCUCUGGCAGGGGUCAAUGUGGUGUACGACCAGCGCACGGGUCGCUCCCGUGGCUUUGCCUUUGUAUACUUCGAGAGAAUUGACGAUUCCAAAGAGGCAAUGGAGCGAGCCAAUGGCAUGGAGCUGGAUGGGAGGCGCAUCAGAGUGGAUUAUUCUAUUACCAAACGACCUCAUACCCCCACACCAGGAAUCUACAUGGGCCGACCAACUCACAAUGGUGGCGGCGGAGGUGGUGGUGGUGGUGGUGGCGGCGGCAGUAGCAGCAGCAGGAGGGGGAGAGACUCGUAUUAUGAUCGUGGCUAUGACCGCUAUGACAGAUACGACGAGUAUGACUAUAGUCGCCGCCGCUCUCCGUCACCCUACUACAGUCGAUACAGGUCUCGCUCAAGGUCUCGCUCCUACAGCCCACGACGAUACUAAGUUGCUUCUUUCAACGAUCAGCUUCCUUCCAAUAAUUGAUGGUGUGUGAUUCAUCAAGGUGUUUCUAAGAGGAACAUUUUGAAUUAGCAUGUCUAUAUCAACAGAACUCCUAAGUUUCAGAUAGUUCUUGUUUACAUGCGAUAGAUGUCUUGAUUUUUUUUUUAGACGUUAUAAUGCAUCUGUGAGUAUGAGCAACAAAGUCAGCAACUGUUACUGUUGCUUCAUUAGGGACUUGCAUCUUUCCCUCCCUUUUAAUUGCCUGCAGCAAUGACACCUUUGUCAAAAGAGGGUGAUUGAGAUUUAUUGCACUGAUCACUAUUUACGUGGUCCUGGUAAUGAUGGGGACAGAAAACUGUGUUUUAGUAAAUAAUGGUGACACUUAAUUUUACAACCUGUAACUAUUGUAUGCUAUAAGUAACUAUUAAGAACACCCUCGAAAGAUAACGGAUUAAUCUCAUUGUUAACCUAGAAGUAACUGAGUUUGCUGGUAAGUAGCAGGUAAACCGGGCUGUAAAAGUAAGUGUUACUACCAAUCAGUUGUUUGUUCUCUGCUCACAUUCAAAGUCGCUGGAGGAAUUUUUUUUUUUUUUUUUUUUUUUUUUUUUUUUUUAAGUCAUUUGCAUUUCUCCAGAGUUUUAUUAUCAUGUAUUACUUUUUUUUUUUUUAUUGUUGUUUGUUUGUAUGGAAAUACAACUACAUGAAAACUCC